GACUGUGGGGGCGGCGGUGGGGUGGGGUUGGCGCACGAGUAUUAAUUCUAUCCCAGAUCUGAGGGUUACCUGAUGUUCCAGAAUCAUUGUCCUAACCAUUUCAACUUCUUUGGUACAGACUUAGCCGCAGCCUCAAGAAGCUGAAAAUCCACAUCUCACUUGUAAACAAAAAGUUUUAAAGAAGUAAGGAUAGUGCGUGUAAUUUUACUGAAGUCCGCCAGGGAACGAAAGGGACCCUGGAGACUUCGAGGACUAGCAGACAGGAGAUAAAGACCACCUCAGCCUCUCAGAAUGAAGCACAGGCUUCACACAUUAACUCUGCUUUGCUCAGAGCUGGAGACGUGAGGAAAUCGAAGUAACUGACAAGAGUAACGGAGCUGGACACUCACAAGACGCACUCUUCCUGCCCACUACUGCGGCUGCGCGCGCGCGCGCCGUUCCGGAAGCGGAAGUGCACAAGAGGUCAGCGAUAGUUUUCAAGAUGGCGGCCCUCAAUGUGCUGUUGUCCGGCUGCGGACGGUUUCUCAGAGGCCUGCUGACAGGCCCGACCGUGACCAACUGGGCUAGGCCACCAGCCCGCGCGUUCAGGGAAGUGGUGGAGAUCCAAGAAGGGAAGACGACUAUAAUUGAAGGCCGAAUCACAGGGACUCCCAAAGAAAGUCCAAAUCCCCCCAACCCCUCUGGCCAGUGCCCCAUCUGCCGCUGGAACCUGAAGCACAGGUAUAGCUAUGAGGAUGUUCUGUUGCUCAGUCAGUUCAUCCGGCCACAUGGGGGCAUGCUGCCCCGGAGGAUCACCGGGCUGUGCCAGGAAGAGCACCGCAAGAUUGAGGAGUGUGUGAAGAUGGCCCACCGAGCAGGUCUACUCCCAAAUCACAGGCCCAAGCUUCCUGAAGGAUUUGUUCCAAAGACCAGACCCCGACUCAACAGGUACCUGACCCGCUGGUCUCCCCGCUCCGUCAAGCCCAUCUACAACAAGGGCCACCGCUGGAACAAGGUGCGCAUGGCCGUGGGGUCCCCCCUCCUGAAGGACAACGUCUCCUACACGGGCAGGCCUCUGGUGCUGUAUCACUGACGGAGCGCAGGGCCUCCUGAGACCUGGGCUCGUCCUGCACUCCCGCCCCAUCCCACCAGGGCAGCCCGGCUCCUCCCGGGCAGACGGCCCGGGGGGCGGCAGGGCCUCUGCAGCGCCUGGGACCCGCACCACCGUGGUGCUGGGAGCUGGAGGCAGACAGCUGUGGUGUCUGACCCUGCGCAGCUGCGGUGGUCUCACGACUGGCCGGGGCUCAGGCUGGGGCACCGGCCCUCUAUCCCAAGGACUAUGAUAAACCAGGCUUGUGCUCACCCGCUGGGUGUGUGCUCACUGCUGGGGAAGCGCGGGGGGCUCAGCCUGUUUCCAGCCAGUCACUGCGCAUUGAGUUGCUGGUCUGGGGUGGUGGGCCACGUGGGGCACCACGCAGAGCUCACGGCCGCACAGGCUCCCUUCCUCUCUGUUGACAGCCGCUGGCUCUUUGUUCAGCUGCCUGGCCUGCGUGCAGCGCUUCCAAGUCCAGGAAGUUGCCCUCCUCAGAGGCCUGGCCAUCACCUUCUCCCCCGUGCCGUCUCCUCCCACCGUCCUCUCUUGUUAGCACAUUCCAGCCCUCUGCCACUUGCUCUAUUUAGAGCUGGGCCUCCUCAGCCUGGACGCCAGAUGGAGGUGGAGGUGGGGGGAGCAGCACAGAACAGACCGACCAGAUUCACCGCCUUUAUGAAAAUACUAUUCAGACUCUGCACACCCUCCGGGCGGCCCGCCUACAACAUGAAGGGCAGGUCUAGGUUCUUCUCGCCGGUGCCCACGUAGAUGUAGCCAUAGUUCUUGGUGCGAGGAGCGUGGUAGAAGGUGAGGCCGGGCCAGAGCAGGCUGCGCAGCACCACCAGGGCAUUGCCCCUCUCCAUCUGGACACUCCAGGACCCUGGGGGGUGGGGAAGAGGCAGCAGAGGGCAAGGCCUGGGCAUCGUGGAGGCAGAGCCCAGCUGGGGGUGUGGAAACCCCAGCUCCAGGCAGCCAGGCCUGAGCAUUAAGGUUUCAUGGGAAAGGGGAAGACAAUUUAAUUAUCCCGGUGCUUUACUCCUCCUGAUUGCCUUUGAGCCAUUUCACUGCUCAUUAAAGCCACUUCCAGAGGGAGGGCGAAGGAAAUGAAAAGAGGUGGAACUCAAAGCAGUCCUUUUUAUUCCUGUCAGCAAGUCCAGUGACAGGUUGCAUGGGGGAGGAAGCUGGGUCACCCAUGCACAGGCGGAGCAGGGCUGGGGCUAGGCCGGGGAGACGCCAGGCUCCUCUCUCCCUGCACUCAGGCUUGCUGGUGGCCUGCCGUCCUUUUGCGCUUCACCUGUCUUGCAAAAUUUUGCUCCAGGCCCAGCAGCUUCUCUCUGAGGUGGAUGAGACCUGCCGAGGCUCACAUAAAAGUGUGGCCUUUUCAGGCCUCCAGCUCAAUAGCCCUUUUCUGGCAGCCGGUAGACUGAGAGCGGUCCUUGGUGGGAGGGGACUUGGGCUGCAGCUAAUGAGCCUUUGUCUGUCCUGGGUUCUGCCCUGGUUUUUGCUCCCCAGAUGGGAGCAGCCCAGCCUGGGGCUGAGUUGUGCAGCCACGAGGACUUGGCGGGAAGGGCCCAAUCCAGCUCCAGAACCAAGGGAGGGAGCCGCUGUGUGGGAGGAAGGAGCCUGGGAAAAUCGCCCCUGGAUGCAGAUCUGGAGCUUCUAUUCCCCUGCGCCGAGGCCUCUCCCAGCCCAGCCGCAGCUCUGCCCCAGCCCCUGCCAGAAAGGCAAAUGCUUUGAAGGUUUUGGUGUUGGACCAGCCAGUGAUGCACUGAGAACUGCGCCGAGGCCUUCAUCAGCUGCCAGCCCAGCCCGGCUGCCUGGCUCCCGCUGCGCUGCUGCCCCCAGGCUGCCUCCAACCAUGGCCCACCCCGAUCACUCCACACCCAGCAGCCUUGGAGCUCAGGCCCCACCCACCAGAGGCCACCCUGAAUCCAGGAGACCCGACCAUCAGGCACCCUUAGCCCUGAUGGCAGUUCAGCCCGUCUCAGGGCUCCAGCACCUGCCCAGGUCACAGCUAGAGCUUUCAGGGUGUAUGUAGCCUGCUGGCCCUGACCUACUUGAGGGGUGCCCACGUAGGGGCCACCUCAGCACUGUGCAGUGGCCUGCACCAAGUACCACCAGCCAAGAGUGAGGUGAUGAAACAGAAGCCACAGUGUCGGCCUGACCCCCGGCCCCCUCAGUGCCAGCCAGAUAGUAUCGAGAAAGAAGAGUGUCCCUGGGUUCCCAGAGCUCUGGUGGGGCACUGCCCGGCGGGGUGGGGGUGGUCAGAGAAGUGGGGAAUAUCUCCCUCAGCUCCUGCAGCUUGCCUCUCUGGAUCCCUGAGAUCUUCCCCCUCAUAAACCUGCCUGAAGGUUCUGGAGACUUA
Odocoileus virginianus texanus is the source of this 3434-nucleotide messenger RNA. RefSeq names its product mitochondrial ribosomal protein S18A (gene MRPS18A). Gene Ontology annotation, cellular component: ribosome; mitochondrial small ribosomal subunit. NCBI's taxonomy places the organism in Eukaryota, Metazoa, Chordata, Mammalia, Artiodactyla, Cervidae. Gene Ontology annotation, molecular function: small ribosomal subunit rRNA binding; structural constituent of ribosome. The record is from RefSeq and is a predicted model, not a curated record. Gene Ontology annotation, biological process: mitochondrial translation.